Molecule: messenger RNA, 2737 nt
Organism: Panthera uncia (snow leopard)
Lineage: Eukaryota; Metazoa; Chordata; Mammalia; Carnivora; Felidae
Gene: TMEM259
Product: transmembrane protein 259
Exons: 11
Coding region: 178-2031 (617 amino acids)
Biological process (GO): response to endoplasmic reticulum stress; positive regulation of ERAD pathway
Cellular component (GO): endoplasmic reticulum
Source: RefSeq, a predicted model, not a curated record
AAGCCGCUCUUGCCGGCGCGGCGACUCGCUGGCGUCAGCAGGCCGCGGAGGCGGAAGAUGGCGGCGGCGGCGGCGGCCGGGCGUCGGUGAGCAGCGCGGCCGCGGUGAGGACGGCCGAUGGCGGCCGGGAGACGCCCUCGGGGACCCGCGGGCCGUUAGGGCGCGACGCUGGGCGGCAUGUCGGAGCACGCGGCGCCCGGGGCCCCGGGGCCCGGGCCCAACGGCGGCGGCGGCCCGGUCCCCGCGCGCGGGCCUCGCACCCCCAACCUCAACCCCAACCCUCUCAUCAACGUGCGCGACCGGCUUUUCCACGCGCUCUUCUUCAAGAUGGCUGUCACCUACUCGCGGCUCUUCCCGCCCGCCUUCCGACGACUCUUCGAGUUCUUCGUGCUGCUCAAGGCCCUGUUUGUGCUCUUUGUCCUGGCCUACAUCCACAUCGUCUUCUCCCGCUCGCCCAUCAACUGCCUGGAGCACGUGCGGGACAAGUGGCCUCGGGAGGGCAUCUUGCGCGUGGAGGUCCAGCACAACUCGAGCCGCGCACCCGUCUUCCUGCAGUUUUGUGAUGGUGGCCGCCGCGGCAGCUUCCCUGGCCUGGCCGUGGAGCCGGGCAGCUUGGAGCUGGAGGAGGAGGAGGAGGAGCUGGCCGUGGAGAUGUUUGGGAACACCUCCGUCAAGUUCGAGUUGGACAUUGAGCCCAAAGUGUUGAAGCCACCGGGUGGUGCCGAGGCCCUGAAUGACAGCCAGGAGUCCCCCUUCCCAGAGACGCCCUCUAAAGCAUGGCCACAGGAUGAAUAUGUCGUGGAGUACUCGCUGGAGUACGGCUUCCUCCGGCUGUCCCAGGCCACACGACAGCGACUCAGCAUCCCUGUCAUGGUGGUCACUCUGGACCCCUCGCGAGACCAGUGCUUCGGGGACCGCUUCAGCCGCCUGCUGUUGGCCGAGUUCCUGGGCUACGACGACAUCCUCAUGUCCAGCGUCAAAGGCCUGGCCGAGAACGAGGAGAACAAGGGCUUCCUGCGGAACGUGGUGUCCGGUGAGCACUACCGUUUCGUGAGCAUGUGGAUGGCUCGCACGUCCUACCUGGCCGCCUUCGUCAUCAUGGUCAUCUUCACCCUCAGCGUCUCCAUGCUGCUCCGAUACUCCCACCACCAGAUUUUUGUCUUCAUUGUGGACCUGCUGCAGAUGCUGGAGAUGAAUAUGGCCAUCGCCUUCCCCGCCGCGCCCCUGCUGACCGUCAUCCUGGCCCUCGUAGGGAUGGAAGCCAUCAUGUCCGAGUUCUUCAACGACACCACCACGGCCUUCUACAUCAUCCUCAUCGUCUGGCUGGCCGACCAGUACGACGCCAUCUGCUGCCACACCAACACCAGCAAGAGACACUGGCUGCGGUUCUUCUACCUGUACCACUUCGCCUUCUACGCCUACCACUACCGCUUCAACGGCCAGUACAGCAGCCUGGCCCUGGUCACGUCCUGGCUCUUCAUCCAGCAUUCCAUGAUCUACUUCUUCCACCACUACGAGCUGCCCGCCAUCCUGCAGCAGAUUCGCAUCCAGGAAAUGCUGCUGCAGACCCCGCCCCUGGGCCCCGGCGCCCCCACGGCCCUUCCGGACGACCUCAACAACAACGGAGGUGCCCCGGCCACCGCGCCUGACCCUGCCGGCCCGGCCCCUGCCCUGGGCCCUGGCUUGCCGGGUGCCAGUGGGGGUCCCGGGCCCGUGCCUGAGGCGCCCAGCUCCCUGGUGGCCGCGGCGGCCUCGGUGGCGGCGGUGGCCAGCGGUGACCUGGGCUGGAUGGCAGAGACGGCCGCCAUGAUCACAGACGCCUCCUUCUUGUCUGGCCUGAGUGCCUCCCUCCUGGAGCGACGGCCCGCUGGCCCACUGAGCCCUGGUGGAGGGCCCCCCCGAGUCCCCCAGGACAGUGCCCCCUCCAGCAACUCCCUGGCGCGUGACGCGGCGCCCCCGGCCGUCGGGGUGAGUGGGCCCAGCCCUGCACCCACAGCCCCAGUGGACCCGCCCCCGGAGGUCGGCUCCUGAGCCUUGGGCAGCUGACCGCACCCCCCCCCCCUCCCGUCCCUGGCCAUGCAGGCCCACUGGGCAUGACCUGGCCGGAGCCCUCGGGUGUCGGGGAGGAUGUCCCGGUGGUUCUUGGGACUGCCCAGCCUGCCUCGGGGUGGUGUCAGGGUCCAUUGGGUUCGCCCAGAGGUGGCCGUCUCUUCCCCAGGGUGGGGCCUGCCGGAGGCCUGUCCCUGCUACGUUAGUGGUGGGCCCCCUCAGCCGGCAGAUGGAGGCAGGCCGAUGAGAGUGGGGUGGGGGCUCCGUGGGAGGUUCUGGAAGGGGCUGGUGAAACGUGUGGAGUGAGCUGUCCCUCAGUAGCAGAGCUGGGCAAGUCUCCGAUCAGGUGAAUGCCGGCGGGGGCCACCCUCGCUGUCCCGGCCCGCUUGGCUGGUGCUGCAUCAUGCUCAGUGCCUUCUCCACGGCACCUGACCCCGGGUGUGCGUACCAGGGCUGGGGUCCCAGGAGGGCAGAGUUGGCACCUUGGGGUUGGGGACGCAGACACAGGCGCCCACCUGGAAGGCAGCGGCCGGGCACAGGCGUCCAGCCCUGCUUGGGUGGGAGUGGGACAGGGCUGGUGGCCAAACUGAGUCCCUCGGUGAGGAAUGCACAAAGGCGCUCAUUCCAUCCUAUUUAAUUGCAGUGUACAAAAUCGUGUUUGUAUAUAGAAUAAACUGUUGACGGCGGC